Messenger RNA from Naegleria gruberi, 555 nucleotides. RefSeq lists its product as uncharacterized. Lineage: Eukaryota; Heterolobosea; Eutetramitea; Acrasida; Naegleriidae. The record is from RefSeq and is a predicted model, not a curated record. Bases 1 to 555 code for a protein of 184 amino acids. The transcript has a single exon.
AUGAUGAACCGUCAAUUCCUUCUCAUUGCAGCUGUUAUGCUUGCUCUCAUUUGUUUCACACAAGGUCAAUCUGUCCAAUCAUAUGCCACUUAUCGUGGUACUACUUGUUCCUCCUCCCAAAAUGUUGCCAAUAUUUAUACACUUGCUAUUGGUAUUUGUGCAACAACUGGAUGUUUAGGUGCUUCCAAUGGUGUUGAAGGAUACAGUGUUAAAACUGAAUGUAUCAAUUCCAUUCCAACUUCACCAAGUAAUGGAUAUUAUAUGAUUACUACUUAUUCUGAUAUUUCUUGUAAGCAAGCUACUACUACUGCAUCAUCAUUUGCUCUCAAUACAUGUAUUCCUGUCAAUAAUCAAACCUAUGGUUCUGUUAAAUAUAUUGGAUGUAGUCAAAGGGUUCAAUAUGCUGAUAAGAAUUGUGCAACUGUUCAAGAAUCACAACCUAUUGAAACUGCUAGUUGUUUAUUUGGUAUUUCACUUCAAUGUAAUGGAGCUGCUAAUUUGUCAAUUAGUGCUUUGACUGUUUUGAUUGGUUUAAUUCUUGCUGCUUUCUUUUAA